AUGGACUCCAAGUCUCUAUUGCACAUUCCAAUCAACCCUUCAAACCGAAAGCCACUCCUCCGGCAUGCCCCAACUCCGGCUGAAACCGAGAAGCCUCCAAGACUACCCGUAAAAGAAACACGAGUCCACCCUAGCGGGUCCGCGGGCAAUGAAGACGGCAGCAUCUACUUCAUCGGCACAGCAACGACGGUGAUAGAAUGGGCAGGCGUGCGCAUCCUGACAGAUCCCAACUUCCUGCACGCGGGCGACCAUGUGCACCUGGGCCCGGGCGUCACGGCGCAGCGGCAGACCAACCCGGCAGUGGACCUCGAGCAGCUCCCCGGGCUGGACUGCAUCCUUCUGUCGCACUUUCACCAGGACCACUUCGACAAGAAGGUCGAGAGGGCCUUGGGGCGAGAUGUGCCGAUCCUCACCACGCCGCAUGCCGAAGGAUGCCUUACGGAUGAUGGGAUCGAGGGCGGGCCGUUCCGGGCUGUGACCAGUCUUGACCAUUUCGAGAGUGCGAUGUUGGAGGUCAGUGGAUCGGGCGCCGAGUCGAGACCCGUGUUCAAAGUCACGGGCAUGCCGGGGAAACACGUCCCUCUUGGCCCGCUGACGGUCGCAAAUGAGCUCCUGGGUGCAGUGCCACCGACCAAUGGCUGGCUGCUAGAGCUGGGCCAUUCUAAGGACAGCGAGCCUCAGCCGAGAGAUGUUAAUACGGGUUUCCGGAUCUACAUCUCGGGAGACACGUUGUACAUCGAGGACCUCCUGAAAGACAUCCCUGAGUGGCUCAAGGGUGAGAAUAUCGACCUGAUGCUAGUGCACCUGGGCGGCACCACAAUACCCGGCCCAAAGGCACCGGUGGUAAUGGUGACGAUGGAUGCGAAGCAGGGCGUGAAGCUGAUGAGGCUCAUGGAUCCGGACGUGACGAUUCCGAUCCACUACGAUGACUAUGAUGUGUUCUUGUCACCAUUGGAGGACUUUAAGAAGGAGGUCAUUCAGGCUGGGCUGAAGGACAGGGUGGUAUAUUUGGAUCGCGGCGACCAAUACCGCUUUUCAGUCACCAAUGACAGUGGCUCUGCUUGA
Diaporthe amygdali is the source of this 1065-nucleotide messenger RNA. RefSeq lists its product as uncharacterized. Lineage: Eukaryota; Fungi; Ascomycota; Sordariomycetes; Diaporthales; Diaporthaceae. The transcript has a single exon. Bases 1 to 1065 code for a protein of 354 amino acids. The record is from RefSeq and is a predicted model, not a curated record.